AUGAAAGCUAAACCACUUAGUCAGGACCCUGGUUCUAAACGUUAUGCCUAUAGAGUCAAUAAAGAAGAAAAUCGUAAAGAGUUGAAGCACGUCAGGAUUGAUGAAUCUGAACAAAAGAUUGACUUACCUCGUAAAAGGUUUUAUCGUCAAAGAGCUCACUCCAAUCCAUUUUCUGACCAUCAGUUAGAAUAUCCAGUGUCUCCAGAUGAAAUGGAUUGGUCUAGACUGUAUCCCGAGUUCCACGAUCCGACAACCGGUAAGAUGAAGAGUCAAGUCACCAUAGCAGAUAUAGGAUGUGGAUUUGGUGGCCUAAUGGUGGAUCUCUCACCUGAGUUUCCAGAUCAAUUGAUCCUAGGUAUGGAAAUUCGAGUUCAAGUUACCAACUAUGUGGAGGACAAAAUAAUUGCAUUGAGGAAUAACCAUGCACAACAGAAAGGUUAUCAAAAUAUCAAUGUGCUCAGAGGUAAUGCAAUGAAGUUUUUACCUAACUUCUUCUACAAGGGUCAGUUGUCUAAGAUGUUCUUCUGUUUCCCAGACCCCCACUUUAAGCAGAGAAAGCACAAGGCUAGAAUUAUUACUAACACUUUAUUGAGUGAAUAUGCCUACGUGCUUAGAGAAGGUGGUGUCGUAUACACGAUUACAGAUGUCAAGGACUUGCAUGAUUGGAUGGUAAAACAUUUGGAAGAGCAUCCAUUAUUCCAAAGGUUGAGCUCAGAAUGGGAAUCAAAGGAUAAAUGUGUAAAGAUAAUGACUCAUGCCACUGAAGAAGGUAAAAAAGUGGAAAGGAAGAAAGGCGAUAAGUAUGUCGCUUGUUUUGAAAGGUUACCGAAUCCUGUAAUAGAAUAA
This is a messenger RNA of Zygosaccharomyces rouxii, 846 nucleotides long. It is a transcript of the gene TRM8, whose product is annotated as tRNA (guanine46-N7)-methyltransferase. The coding region runs from base 1 to 846 and encodes 281 amino acids. Gene Ontology annotation, molecular function: tRNA (guanine(46)-N7)-methyltransferase activity. The record is from RefSeq and is a predicted model, not a curated record. Gene Ontology annotation, biological process: tRNA methylation; RNA (guanine-N7)-methylation. The transcript has a single exon. NCBI's taxonomy places the organism in Eukaryota, Fungi, Ascomycota, Saccharomycetes, Saccharomycetales, Saccharomycetaceae. Gene Ontology annotation, cellular component: tRNA methyltransferase complex.